CGAUCAUGCACAUCCGCUCGAUCGUGCCUCGGUGGUGCUUUUUGCAACGGGCCGCUGGCUGUCAGGCGCGUGGGUGGCUCAUUGCCGACCCAUUGCGGCGACAUAUAUGCACGCGACGGCAUCAUUACGACUUAGUAGGGUCCGGCCACUGCCCUUCGCAACAUUACACCUAUCGUAGUUGGCAAACAGUGCGAGAUAGUAGCCAAGUAGCAAGUUUAUACGCACAUUUUCACGUAAUUCUUCGGUUCCGAGCGCGCGGUACUCGCGUAGGCGAUCUUAAUCUCGACUUCUCAUGGCAAGAUAACGGAAGCACCGAUCGUGACAUUUUGUAUUAUCGACUUCUGGAAGAGGUGGAGAACGGGGAGAGAAAAGGGCACGACGCACGGCGAACGCGACGGAGCCACCUGAGAUAUACGUUCAAACGUGACGGGGGGACGAUAGGGUGUUGGCCGUGCAGGGACGCUUUCAAGCGCGCGUGCAAACGUUUCGUAACAACGACGCGUUGAAAUUCGUUGGGAGUGCGAAAUCGUACGCACGUCCAUGUAAUGCACGCCUGUACUUCGUCUCUCUCAUUCUUCGUCGAUAAUCGCAACAAAGAGUUUGCUGCGUUUCCUCGUGACGGAGAGUGACAACUUGACGUGACGUUCUCAGUCACACCUGCGCGAAGAAUGGCUGUUCGUAAACAACACGCGUCCAUGGGACGCGUUGCUGUUUGUUGCUAUUUCUAUGUGCUGCUGACGGACAUCGUCGCGUUCGCCCAAGACAGUAACUUGCCUGGUAGCCGAUACUAUAAUCGUGACGGUGUAUAUGUACCGCAAGACGCGUCCGGCUACAGGACCUAUGUAUAUAAGGACAGAAGGUACGGCUAUCAACCUAGUUACCUGGACCCUAUUUACAGAGGAGCUACGAGGGCACCCGAGGAUCGGUAUCUUUACGAUGAGACAACACCAAGGCUUCCAUUACCAGGAAUAUUGGGUGGCUGGCGCGAAGAUCUUCAAGGGAAAGAAAGAGCAGAUUCUAAAAAUUUCAGAGACAGAAACAUAAUUGUGGUUACAAAUUAUGGUCAAGUUCAAGGCUUUAAAGUUCAGUUGUAUGACGACCCAAAUGCAAGGCAUAGGCCUUGGAAUAUGGCAGUGGAAAGAGUCACAAAAAGUGUCAAUGUAUUUUUGGGUAUUCCCUAUGCUAUGCCACCUAUCAAAGAAGGCCGCUUCAAACCUCCCAGACCGCACAGAGGAUGGCAACUUUUACAAGCUGUUGAUUGGGGACCUGCUUGUCCCCAGCCUAGCGAAUAUACUGGUGCUACAAAAGGUGUGCGGGAUGUUGAUGAAGAUUGCUUGUAUUUAAAUAUAUUUACACCUUCUGUUGGUUCUGGAUUAGCAAACAAAUAUGCAGUAAUGUUCUAUAUACACGGUGGCGAGUUCACUCAUGGGGCUAGUAAUUUGUUUCCAGCUCAUAUGCUAGCUGCUUUCUAUAAUGUUGUAGUAGUAUCAAUUAAUUAUCGCCUUGGCGCUCUUGGAUUCUUAAGUACUGGAGAUGAGAAUAGCCCUGGAAAUUAUGGAAUUCUUGAUCAAGCAAUGGCAUUACGAUGGGUAUACGACAAUAUAGCCACUUUCAAUGGAAAUCCUGAUUCUAUAACACUCUUUGGACCAGGUGCUGGAGCAGCGAGUGCAGGAUUAUUAAUGGUUGCGCCUAGAACUCGACAUAUGGUAUCAAAAGUAAUAGCGCAGUCAGGUUCAGCUCUAGCCGAUUGGGCAGUGAUAAUAGAUAAGUACCGAGCACAAAAUACAUCUCGAGUGUAUGCAGAAAUGCUCGGCUGCAGUAUAGAGAGCAGUUGGAAAUUGGUGCAAUGUCUAAAGGACGGACGUAGUUUCCUCGAAUUAGCAAAUUCUGAAUUAAAACCACAUGUUGGGAUGUUUCCAUGGGCACCUGUACUAGAUUUCAACUUUACAAUACCUCAAGAUGAUUGGUACGAGGAUUGGAGGGCAUCUGACUGGCGUUUUUUCGCAGAAACACCGGAAAAGAGUAUUAAAGAUCAUAAAUAUAGAAAGGAUAUAGCUUAUAUGGCUGGUGUCACAACUCAGGAAGCAGCAUUUAUUAUAAAGAAUAAUAUUACAUUAGCGAGAAAUCGAUACAUAAUAAAUUCUGAACUAUUCGAUCAAAAGGUUUGGGAAUUAGUUCUGCAAUAUAAUUACACUCUAAAUCCACAAGGUGUUUAUGAAGCAAUACAAUAUAUGUAUACGUAUUGGCCGGAUCCAACGAAUGUUACGCACAUACGUGAUCAGUAUAUAAAUCUCUUAUCAGACUUCCAUUAUGUUGCACCAUAUGAUAAAAUAGCAAAACUCUUAGUGGAGAGACACGUACCAACCUAUCUGUAUGUUCUAAAUACCUCGAUAGAAGCGCUCAAUUCGCCAGAAUGGGCUAGAGUACCUCAUGAUACAGAACUUUUGUGGCUAACAGGCGCACCAUUUAUGGAUUCUGAAUUUUUCCCACAAAAGUGGAAAUUAAGUCGAGACAUGUGGACCGACAAUGAUCGUAAUAUGAGUCGCUUUUUCAUGGAGGCAUACUCUAAUUUUGCAACAUAUGGAAAUCCGACGCCUUCACAAAUAUUGGGAUUGCAUUUUGAUCUCGCUCGUCAUGGACAAUUACGAUAUCUCAAUAUCAAUACAACAUUCAAUAGCUCUAUUCAAAUAAAUUAUCGUCAAACAGAGAGCGCGUUCUGGUCCAUGUAUUUGCCGACUGUUAUCGGUUAUCUUGUUCCUACAUAUCCUCCUGUUACGGAAUAUUGGUGGGAACCUAAACAGCCGCUGCAAAUCGCAUUUUGGUCAAUGUCAACGGCAUGCUUGCUGCUACUUGUACUCUCUGUGGUGUGCUGUAUGCUUUGGCGUAAUGCCAAAAGACAAUCUGAUCACUACUAUAGCGGAGACAUCUUGAUGGUACGAGAGGAUGAGCAUUCCGAGGGAAUCGAGAAUAUAACACGUGCAUCAAAAGAAAAUAUAUACGAAUAUCGUGAUGUACCAAUAAAGUCCAGAAUACCACGUCAGAACGAAACAAAACUACAAGAACGUUUAGCACAUAACAGAAAAUUUAAUUCUACACCCUCAUUACAUAGCAGUUCUAAUGUCUCAUUGAAAGACAUGAGAUCGGAGGGUUUUGUUACAAGCUCGCCUAAUGGUCAGCCUAAGCUAACGAAAACAAUGAGUCAAUCUACACUGCCGAAAGCUAAAAGUAAGACGCUUUUAGUACAGGGAGUACCACAAACAGCUGUUUAAUAAUUAAGUUACCAUUAUACAAACCGAUAAACGUUUAAUUUAUUUUUUAUAUCUAGAUUUUUAUAAUCGCAUUAUUUUUAUAAGAUCAACUUAUUUAUUCUCACAUACAAUGCCAUAUGAAAUUAAGUUACAAUUUUUAAAGACUAUUUUAUACAGAGUUCUGAAAAUUAUGAGAAAUACAAUGUAAUAAUUUAAUAGGCAUAUGUGAGAUGAAAAUAAUUGAUACUACUUUUAUAAAAAUUUGACAUAUUUAAUAUUCUUUAACUGUUUAUUCUAAAUAAUGUGCAAAAAUCUAUUUGUUAGUAAUUAAUUUACUUUUUAUACAAUUAUAUAUACUUAUUAACAACAUUAUGGGAUAUCUAUACAUAUGAAUGUAUUUGCAAAUCAAAUUAUUAGUGUUACAUCUGUAUUCUGAAUAUAGCGUAACAAAAUGCCAUUUGCAUAUAUGAUUAUUAAGUUAAUAAUUAAUGAAUUUUUAAAAUCCUAGUGCUUAUUGUAAAAUACUAGAAUUUUUAUAAAUUACGCGACUAGAAUAAAAUAUCUAAAAAGUGUUUGUAUCCGUCCAUAAGAACAAGAAUAAUUGUUAUAUACAUGAAAGAACAAUUUAUGUAGGUUUUUU
This is a messenger RNA of Formica exsecta, 3888 nucleotides long. RefSeq names its product acetylcholinesterase (gene Gli). Lineage: Eukaryota; Metazoa; Arthropoda; Insecta; Hymenoptera; Formicidae. Gene Ontology annotation, cellular component: septate junction; tricellular tight junction; cell surface. The coding region runs from base 669 to 3269 and encodes 866 amino acids. The record is from RefSeq and is a predicted model, not a curated record. The transcript is spliced from 14 exons.